Knipowitschia caucasica is the source of this 738-nucleotide messenger RNA. NCBI's taxonomy places the organism in Eukaryota, Metazoa, Chordata, Actinopteri, Gobiiformes, Gobiidae. The record is from the annotation of a GenBank genome assembly.
AUGAAACUUCUCCCCAUCUCUCACUUCCUGUGGCCUCGCUGGGGCCUAGAGCACAGCCGCGAGAUUUUGGAGCUGUUGCAGAGCGAACAGUUUGUCACCAGGCCUCUCCUGGUCCACGCCUUCUCCAUCGGGGCUUACACCUUCGCCCAGCUGCUUGUGCACGUGUCCCGAGACGCCCCACAGUUCGACAGCCUGACGCAGAGGAUCAGAGGGCAGGUGUACGACAGCGUGGUGGCGGGCUCUGUGGAGCACAUGGCCACUGGAUUGGGGAAGACCAUGUUCCCGCAGUUCGAGUCCCUGAUCAGACGAGCCAGCCUGACGUACUUUGACCUGUUCAAACGCCAAACACUGGACUACUUCAACACCGGCAUAGACGUCUUCUGGAACACUCCGGUCAAAGCCCCCGCCCUAUUCUUCUACUGCAAGAACGACGCCAUGAGUAACUGGGAGACCGUCGAUCAGAUCAUAGACCACUGGGCCAAGAGCGGCAUCCACGUCACGGGCAAGAAAUGGGAAGAGUCUACGCACGCGGGUCACCUCAAAAGACAUACGCAGGAGUAUCUUAGCGCCAUUCACGAAUUUCUGCAUUCUCGGAAUUUUCCAGUGCGCAGGUCCCCUGAGAACAAGAGUCCACAGCUGACCCCCAGCUCCUGGGGAAUGCUCAAGUGCUCCCCAGAAAUCCUUCACUCGCCGCACAACAUUCAUGUGAGAAAUCAUCCGUCAGAAAGGGGCAUCUGA